AUGCUUAGACGUUCUAAGAGCACAAUUAAUAACAAUGGCAAGAAAAGACAUUCAAUGUUUAUAGAUCUUAAACAUUCUAUACUGUCAGCAAAUGAUCCGAUCACCGAGUCCACCUUUAAACACAGUUUCCAAACUAAAAAUAAAUCCCUUGAUUCCCUGGCACUGGAAGAUGAUCUUACAUUACAAGAAGUUCCACAAAAGAUGAAUAGAAAAGCCAUUACAGCAAAGAAGACAUCAAAGCUGAAACGAAGUAGCGUCGUGCUGGAUAAUAGUUUGUUGAGAGAUUAUAAUAUUGCUGUGAAUCACUUCGAGAAUCCCGUUUCAACUACAAUACAAAGCAGUCACUCGAACCACAGUAUUUCAUCAGUCGCAAGCAAAAUUUCAUCAUUGUUUUCAUCGAAUAGUUGUCUUUCGAUACACGAUCUGCUCAAUGAAGAUAUAACGGAUGAGAACAAGAAGCAGAAGACGUCCAUAAGGAAACAAGAGCCGGUGAAAGCAGUUCGUGGUGCGAUGAUAUAUUUGUUUGAUGCAGAUCAGGGUAGUGUGAGCGAGCACAUUUGGGAUUUUGAUGAUGAGUAUAUUUCUGGCCACAACAAUCGAACGUACAAUAGGACUGAGCUCAUAUUUGACUGA
This is a messenger RNA of Zygotorulaspora mrakii, 633 nucleotides long. RefSeq lists its product as uncharacterized. The record is from RefSeq and is a predicted model, not a curated record. The transcript has a single exon. Bases 1 to 633 code for a protein of 210 amino acids. NCBI's taxonomy places the organism in Eukaryota, Fungi, Ascomycota, Saccharomycetes, Saccharomycetales, Saccharomycetaceae.